AUGGAAGCAGCAUCAGCGAUAGACCACACGGCGUACCCGGACGUCCUGGACGAGAUCAUUGAGCUCGCGCCUCCGCAAGCGCUAGUUCGACUGCGCGCGACGUCGCGCGAUUUCUGCACGCGCGCGGACCGCGUGCUGCUCCGGCACGUCGUGUACGCUUGGCGCAGCGACGCCAAAGGCAACCAACACGCUGACCUGCUGGCGCCGUUUACGCGCAGCAGGCCGCCGCAGGAUGGCGGGCAGCGCGGUGAGCGUGCAGUGCUCCCCCUCAAGCCCGAGUGCGUCGAGGUGCUCGACCUGGUCAAUGCGUGGCCCGCGCCAAUGCCAUCCACCCUCCUCGACCGCUUCACGUCCCUGCACACCCUGCGGCGCAUGGGCGCCGGCCUGCUCUCGCGCAGCGCGGACCGGACGGUCGUGUACCCCGCGCGCACCGUCGCCGACUUCUACGCGAUCGACGACUUCCGCCCCGGCGCGGGGGUGAGCAACAUCCCCGUCGUGCCGGACCCGCACUACGCGUCCGACGCGUGCACGCGGUACGUGCUGCACCUCAAGUGGCGCGAGGGGCCGAGCUGGGCCGGCAAGGAAGUGUGGAGUCUGUCGACUUUGGCGGCUACACGUCUGCAGGAGCUGGAUAUCGUGCUGUGGUCGUAUGGCGACGUCGACGCCCCGCAGCCGGGGGCCCGCGUCGUCGGCCUGCUCCAGGUCGCGGCGCGGUUAUGGGACGGCCUCGUCGCCGGCAGCACGCGGCUGACGGUCGUGGGGCUGGAGAAGGUGUACCGCUGGCACAUUGACCAGCGGGACCGCUCGACCGAGCGCGGCCUGCACGGCGCCGCCGAGCUGUGGCGCGCCGUGCUGAGAGCCGGCAACUCUGGCGGCCCGGAAGCCGAGUACGACGCGGCGGUGGCGAAUGUGACGUUUUUGACGCUCGACGAGUGGCUCGACUCGCUGGGGGACCGACGCGCGGCCGAGGGCGAGUGGCCUGAUGCGCUUUGUGGGACAUGCGGGAAUUCCAAAUGGUAUCCAUGCGAUGCUUGCGGCGACGAGGAGGUGGACGAGGAGACGCGGUACAGCUAG
Molecule: messenger RNA, 1074 nt
Organism: Vanrija pseudolonga
Lineage: Eukaryota; Fungi; Basidiomycota; Tremellomycetes; Trichosporonales; Trichosporonaceae
Exons: 3
Coding region: 1-1074 (357 amino acids)
Source: RefSeq, a predicted model, not a curated record